Trichomycterus rosablanca is the source of this 3803-nucleotide messenger RNA. Its product is annotated as ankyrin repeat and BTB/POZ domain-containing protein 2-like. NCBI's taxonomy places the organism in Eukaryota, Metazoa, Chordata, Actinopteri, Siluriformes, Trichomycteridae. The record is from RefSeq and is a predicted model, not a curated record. Bases 1 to 2490 code for a protein of 829 amino acids. The transcript is spliced from 12 exons. Gene Ontology annotation, molecular function: protein heterodimerization activity.
AUGUCGACGUUAAGCAGUUUUAACGUGAAGACUCUGGAGGAUCUGACGCUGGACUCGGGUUAUGGAGCGGGACACUCGCACGGUUCUCUGAGUCUCGGUUCCUCCUCCACAUCCAGCUCCCGGCUCGUGUCCUCUCAGCCCCGCGCGAGCCGCGACGACAGCUGGGACUCGGUGAGCACGGAGGAGCACGAGGACAUCUUAUCCCGGUGUCCCCGCCUGCCCGAGCUCGAGGACUUUCCGUGGACGGACGAUGAUGUCCAGCGCGUGCUGCGCGGGGUCGCCGGUCAGCUCCAGCCCGAGCGCGCGCCUCCGCUCUUCUCCCGGGACUUCGCGCGCGCCCUAUCCACCGCCGUGCGCCGGCCGCUGUUGCGCGUGGCGCGCGAGGCUCAGCGCUUGAGCGCGCUCCGGUGCAGGUGCACGCGCUUCGAGGUCCAGAGCGCCGCGCGGCUCGCGCUCAGCUGGCCCCUGGCGGACGCGUGCGUGUCGGCGGGUGCGCGCGCCCUCUCCCUGUACAGCAUGAGCGCGGCCGAGCUGCUGCGCGCCGGCAAGUCCACGCGCUGCGGGCUCGCGCUCUCCGUGGGUCGCUUCCACCGCUGGAUGGUGGACACGCGCGUGUCCGUGCGCGUCCACGAGCACGCCGCGAUCUGCCUGGCGUCGUGCGUGGAGACUCUGGUGGAGAGGGUGGCCGCCCGGGUUCUUACGGGGAGUGGGAGUGGUCGCCAGGGUGGCGUGUGGUGCCCGGUGCCUGCUGAUGCCCUGGAGGCCACCGUGAACAGCGACCCUGAACUCUAUGGACUCCUGCAGAACUACGAGCAUCUCAUCAGCUGCAAAAAUGCCAACGGUGAGCUCUCCCUGCCCGCCCACUUCAGUCCCUACGCCGAGGGGUGCGGCCCGGCCUCGGAGAGCAGAGACGCCGCCGGCGUUCACACGGAGCUGAGGAUGCUGGAACAGGCUCUGCUGGCCACCGGUGUAGGAAGCAUCUCUGAACUCAGUGACCUGGUGUCCCGUGCUAUGCGCCACAUGCAGCGCCUGCUCUCGGGGAGAUGCGCCCUCGGUCCAGUGCGUCCCAGCCACGUGCCGCCGCUCUCCUGGUCCCCCGAUGCUCUUCGCACCCUCUACUACUUUUUGCGGAGUUCCCAGAUGGAGUCCACGGAGAACCCCAACCUGGAGCUGCCCAGGAUCGCCCUCAGCAAAGAGAGACCUUUCCCGUUACUGCCCCCUCUGGUGGAGUGGAUGCGCGUGGCGACGGUUCACGCCGAACAUCGGCGGAGUUUGUCGGUGGACAGCGACGACGUGAGACAGGCAGCUCGACUCUUACUGCCCGGACAUGACUGCGAACCCCGGCAGCUUAAACCCGAGUACUGCUUCAGUUCUGUUAAGCGUUUGGACUCAAAGUCUGCCAUAGACAAGUUUAAUCUGGAUUUGGGUUUCCGGAUGCUCAACUGUGGACGGACCGACCUGAUAGGGGAGGCCAUCCAGCUGCUGGGUCCGGACGGAGCGAACACCAUGGACGACCAGGGCAUGACCCCCCUCAUGUACGCCUGCUCGGCAGGGGACGAGGCCCUGGUCCACACGCUGAUCCACGCGGGAGCCAACCCGGACGUCGCGGUUCCGAGCAGCUCUCCGAAACACCCCUCCGUUCACCCCGACAGUCGUCACUGGGUGGCACUGACCUUCGCCGUGCUGUACGGACACCUGUCGGUGGUUCAGCUGCUGUUGGACACGGGGGCGGACGUGGAGGGCCGUGCCGUCAGAAGCGGGCACCAGGGGUCAGCAGAAACACCCCUCCAGCUGGCAUCGGCUGCAGGAAACUAUGAGAUGGUAGAGCUGCUCCUGUCCCGCGGUGCCGACCCGGUGUUUCGGGUGAACAGCGGCGGCGCUUUAACGUCCCUGUACGAGGACAUGAACUGUUUCAGCCAAGCCGCAGCUCACGGACACAGGAACGUGCUGAGGAAGUUACUGAGCCGACCCCAGCGUCCGCAGGAGGACGUGCUCUCGCUGGAGGAGAUCCUGGCCGAGGGGGUGGAGGAGGUACAGGGAGCUAAAAGAUCGGGCCCCGCCUGCGGCGGAGGUGCCGUCCCGCCUCUGACCAGGGCGAGAAUCCGAGCUCUACAGGAGGCCAGCCUUCACAGCGCCGAGCACGGCUACCUGGACGUGACCAUGGAGCUCCGGGCGCUCGGAGUACCGUGGAGGCCGCACGCUUGGCUGGAGUCGCUACGUACCACACAGCUCCAGUGCAGGACUGAGCUGACCCUGUCCCUCCUGAAGGACUUCAGCUCCCUGUGGGAGGAGAAACGUGGCGAGGAAAUGAUCUCAGGAGGCCUGUCGCCGCUCUUCUCCAUCCUCAGAACCAGCCAGCUCGGCGAGGGCUUCUUCCUACAGAACACGUCCGCCACGCUGCAGCGGCGAGACUUCAACGGCAGCCAAGUUCCGGAGGAUCUGCAGGAAGCGCUCGGCACUAGACUCCAGUCCCUGUCCCGUCGGGUCUAAACGGGGUCGUGAAUGUCGGCGCAGCCCUCGGUACCCGUCGAACGCGCACAGUUUUCGGUCUCCGACGUGUCCGUCCGCGAGGAAGUAAAAACGCGGUUCCGUACGAACGAGGCGAACGUGUCAUCGACACGCGUCGGUCGAGGUCGGUCGCCGUGGAUAAAACAGUCGGCGAAAUGCAGAAAAUGUAAACUACUGCCCUGUAGCGGAGAUAUCGGGGAGACUUUAUUCCAAACAUCCCCAAAGAAAAAUACGACUUCAUGACUGUAAAUGAAAGGUUUAUAUAUGUGUAGGAAAAGGUGACGGCUGUAAAUAAAUAGAUUGAAAUGCAUUUCUACGUUUUUUAAGGGUUUCAAGUGAACAUAUACGUAUGUCUUGCACCAGGUUCGCCGGUACUCCAAACUAUGUAAUCGUUAUAGAAAUGAAAGGAUCGAUCGUACAUGACGCUUUAUCAGUAAUAUUAACGCCAUCCUAUAACGUUACCGGUAAGAGCUACGGUGCGGUGACGGCACCGCCCGAGUUCCGAGGGUCUGAAUCCAGAAGGAGCACGUCGGUACGUGAACCCAGCCAUCGUGCGACAUCGGCGCACCGUAAGUGCAGGUCCCGAGGCCGGAUAACUAGGAAGGAUGCGUCAGGAAGAGCGUAUAGAGCAAUACACAGCCAUAAUAAACGACUUACGUCAGCGAGGUAUUCAAUCCGAUCGUAUUCAUCAACGUCGUAAUUUUUCGUCGUGGCCUUUCCGGUCCGGAUCCGCCAGGCCGACGGAAUGAAAAGCACGUCGCGAUCCGGGAUAAGAAAAGGAUCUAUCGGGGUCGGGUGCGGCCCAGAACGGUCGCCAGGCUUCGACGCCAUCUCGUGCACUACUAGAAGUGAGCGUGUGUCCAAAACGAAGGUCAGCACGUCAUUUCACUCCCUGCAUCUCUGAAGCAGCGGGUCAGUGACGGUCACUCAGGAAAUCUUCCAUGUGCUCUAUAACCUGAAGCGCUGCAGAUGUCGGACGCGGUCAUUUCCGGACGAGUCCGAGCUCUCCGUGAGAUGUGAGCGCUGCCGAUCGGCAGAUCUCUACGUCGCAGGCGGGCACGAUGAGGCCACGCGGAGGCGGGUGGUGUUCGAGAGCGUGGUCUCAUAUGGAAAAAAAACGUAAACCAUCUCGACCACGUUGACUCUCUGUGUACAAUGUAAAGCAUUCGAUGAGGUUUUUAUGUAUCGUAUUAAUGGAAGUGUGUGUCGUUUGUGUAAUCCAGUGAGUUUAUGUAUAUCGUUCUUCAACGUUCACAGUAUAAGUGUGUAAAUAAAAACGUGGGUUACUGUGUGUA